ACUCGUAUUUAUAUGCAAACACCUACGGAAUCCAAGUGCAAUAUACCUUUAUUUUAUUCGCUGAGAUAUUGAGAUUAUUUUAUGCGCCAUUAUAGGUAAUUUAUUUAAUUGAUACGCUUUUAUAGCUCGAUGAAAAUAAUGAGCUGCUAUCAUCACACUAGAAAUAAAGUCAUACAGAGUCAAACGCGUCCCUUUUGUUUUAAUUAAAUAUGAAAUUUCUUAUCUUAUUACUUGUUUUGAGGAGUUGUGUUGCUUUCGACUUGCCUCGGUGCAAACCAGACUUCAAUAUUGAUAAGGAUCAGUAUACAGUAUCUGAUACGUAUCACUUAGGAGAUGCGGUGCCCACUGACGCCCACUAUGAUGUAUAUGGGAACUUAUUCUAUGUCAAAUCCGGGAGCAACGAUGAUGGUUAUUACUAUGACAUCUAUGUUGUCAAGUUUAAGACUACAACUGCCCAGAAAAUCAAGGGUUUACCGGAAGGACUAAGUUACUCAGUAGCGGUAGACAAGAAGGAUGCCAAGGUAUACUUCGGCACCGAAAAGGGAAUGUUCCGGUACGACUAUGAAACUCACAACGCUACUCAAGUAUCUGACUCCUUACUGAAAAUUAACAUGAUUUUCGUCGACAAAGACGGUAAUAAAUACAUAACUAACAGCAAUAAUGGCAUAGAAGAGCUAUAUUUACUUGACGGCGAAAAGAAAAUUCGUUUUAAUACUUUAGAGGCGUUGAACGAGUUGGCAAUCGAUGAUAAUAAUAACUUCUACUUCAUCAAACAUGAACAGCUAUUUGUCUUGAAACCAACGCUAUACAUGCCCUUGCACAUUGGCAACGUGACAUACACGGGUGCGGGCCAAAUCUCAUUUCACAAGGAUAACGUGUUCGUCGCAAGUGACCACUUGGUUUAUUUCCAUGAGAAUGAGACUGGCAAGAUGAAAUUAAUCUCAAACGUUCCAGAUCAAGUUACGUCUAUAGCUUUUGAUAGGACGGGCGACUUUGUGCUCGGUACCCGCGGUAAACUGUUGAAGUAUAAAAAGAACGAGUGUUACAUUAGGAAAACUAACGACGCGGUAUAAAAUAAGCUAUAGAACUCUCAGUGUAUAUAAGACAAAAAGACUUCACCUUUUACUUUAGUAAUAAACGAAAUAGGAAAGUUUGCUAACAGAACAAUACUUUAUAGGUACCUACGUCUUUAUAUCACUGAAAUGAUUAUGUUCUAUAAUAUAUCCCUUUCUGAAAGAACAAUCUUUUCAUUUUUGGUACACAGUAUACUGGUCAGCUAGAGCUACCUGAAUUAGCAAUAAUGAUUAUCGUAUUUUUCACACAGCUUGGGUACGGUGACCGUUGUCAUCUGCAUACAAUUUUUGACUUUAAAACGCAAAAAAUUAUUGAGCUUUACAUCCGUACCCAAGAUAUGUGAAAAAUACUAUAAUUGAUUGAUCUGCAACGCGAGUGCUGCUGACUGUCUUUCUUUUAGGCGCUAUUAUUAUAACAGCUUGUGUAUUAAAGAUUUGUUUACCCUACAUGUAUAAAUGCUGCAAAUAUAACAAUAAAACAAUUUGUACGGAACAA
Molecule: messenger RNA, 1569 nt
Organism: Cydia splendana
Lineage: Eukaryota; Metazoa; Arthropoda; Insecta; Lepidoptera; Tortricidae
Exons: 2
Coding region: 210-1073 (287 amino acids)
Molecular function (GO): protein binding
Source: RefSeq, a predicted model, not a curated record